Molecule: messenger RNA, 1107 nt
Organism: Penicillium cosmopolitanum
Lineage: Eukaryota; Fungi; Ascomycota; Eurotiomycetes; Eurotiales; Aspergillaceae
Product: ankyrin repeat domain-containing protein
Exons: 1
Coding region: 1-1107 (368 amino acids)
Molecular function (GO): protein binding
Source: RefSeq, a predicted model, not a curated record
AUGAAUGAAUCUGAAGACCAUGUUUAUUUCCCAAGAGAGCUCAUUCUCCUUGUGGCUGAAAGUCUCAACCCUCAGGAUCAAUUAUCCCUUUUACGCGCCAUUCCUGAGGUCACCGAACUCUUGACCAUCCGACACACUGGGAUUCAAGAUGAAGACGGGAAUACGCUUUUACACCUACUAGCAGAAAAGGAUGAGUGCAGACUGAUGAAUAUUCUGCUGGCAAAGGAUAGUACUCCAGUCAACGGGAAGAAUAAUAAUCUUCUCACUCCACUAUCAAUCGCCGCUUUGCGUGGGCAUGCAGAGGUGGUGAGGCUCCUCGUGGCGCGAGAUGAUGUGGUGGUCAACUCAUAUAAUGGCUGGGAUUUGACGCCACUAUCGUACGCAUCUAUGCUUGGAUAUACAGAAGUGGUAAAUUUACUACUGCGGCGAGACGAUAUCGUGGCAGACGCAAAGGACAUCCAUUUCCGGACUCCGCUGCACUUCGCAGCUGAACGUGGACAUGAAUCAGUGGUAAAGCUACUCAUCGAACGAGAUGAUGUAAAGGCGGACUCAAGGGACGACUUUGGUUCGACCCCGUUCUCAAAGACAGCUUAUUAUGGACAUGGAGCGAUAGUGAAACUGCUAGUAGGGCGAUGCGAUGUGGAAGCGGACUCAAAAGAUAGUCUUAGUCAGACGCCGCUGUCACAGGCAGCUGAAGGUGGUCAUAAAGAAGUAGUGAGACUGUUGAUCGGGCGAGAUGAUGUUGAGGCGGAUUCAAAGGAUGAGGAUGGUCGGACACCACUCUCGCACGCAGCUGAAGGUGGACAUGAAGAAGUGGUGAAACUGCUAGUGGGGCGUGAUGAUGUUGAGGCGGAUUCAAAGGAUGGUGAUAAUCGGACACCGCUAUCACACGCAGAUGAAGGUGGCCAUGAAGAAGUGGUGAAACUGUUGAUCGGGCGACAUGAUGUUGAGUCUGAUUCAAACGAUAGCUAUGGUCGGACGCCACUGUCAUGGGCACCUGAUCGUCGAGAUAAAGCGGUGGUGAGACUGCUCGACAAGCGAAAUCAAGAACAAUCAUCAGAUGGUAUGUUCCAGCAUAUCUCGAGUCUGGAUCCACAACAAGCUUAG